Psilocybe cubensis is the source of this 546-nucleotide messenger RNA. RefSeq lists its product as uncharacterized. The transcript has 4 exons. NCBI's taxonomy places the organism in Eukaryota, Fungi, Basidiomycota, Agaricomycetes, Agaricales, Agrocybaceae. The record is from RefSeq and is a predicted model, not a curated record. Bases 1 to 546 code for a protein of 181 amino acids. Gene Ontology annotation, cellular component: extracellular region.
AUGAAGUUCCAAUCCAGUUUCUUUAUCCUGACUUCGCUUCUCUCUGUUGGUUUCGCGACGACAACGGCCGAUGUAAAGGCGGAUAUUGCGACCAUCACUUCGCAAGCAAAAGCCCUGCAAGCCGCCAUUAUGGCUUUCCCCAAUAAUGGAGGGUCGCUCAUCACAGCUUUGGCCAUGCACACCGACGCAGUAAACCUCGGUUCCGCCAUUGACAAGGCUACCAGUGACGUGAACGCUGUCACCCCCAAACCAUUCGCUGAAGCUGAUGGAAGUGCAAUCUUGGCAGCCGUACAGAAACUCGAGCCAAUCAUCACCAACACUGUCAAUCAGAUUGUGAGCAAGAAAGCUGCAUUCCAAGCUCUCCCUCUUCCCAAUGGCAGCAUCCCAGCUCUCGUCAAACAAGACCUUGUCGACUUGAAUUCCAAGGCAUCCAGAUUCGAAGCUGCUCUCACCAAAUCGGCUUCGCCCAACCAUGUCGCAGCUGCGACUGCUAUCAAGGCUUCACUAGAUGCCGCUGUGGCACGCGCCAUUGCAGCUUACUCCUAA